AAAAUUACCUAAAAAAUAUCAGUUUAUAUAUAUAGCCGGCUUAACAAAAUGCUCAUUGUGUGUGUCAACACUUGGGCGGACUUCUCUUGACAGUCCCUGUCAUAAGCAGUAUUAUCAGAUCAAGUGAUUCAUUCACAGACUCUACACAACUUGGCCACCAUGGGAAGUGAGUCACCCACCAAUCCAAACUCUAUUAGUGAAGGGAAUAGAACCGUUUAUCCCAUGUCACCACCGGAGAUUGAUAAAAGAACCGCAGAGCAAAAGGCAAUUGAUGAUUGGCUUCCCAUCACUUCUUCCAGGAACGCCAAAUGGUGGUACUCUACUUUUCACAACGUAACUGCUAUGGUUGGUGCCGGUGUCCUCAGCCUUCCAUCCGCCAUGGCAAAUCUUGGAUGGGGUCCGGGUGUGGUUAUCCUGAUACUGUCAUGGGUAAUAACUUUGUAUACGCUGUGGCAAAUGGUUGAGAUGCAUGAGAUGGUACCGGGAAAACGGUUCGACCGGUACCAUGAGCUAGGACAGCAUGCGUUCGGCGAGAAGCUUGGGCUGUGGAUCGUGGUGCCACAACAACUGAUAUGUGAAGUUGGGGUGGACAUCGUGUACAUGGUGACUGGAGGAAAAUCGUUGCAGAAGGUUCAUAAACUUUUGUGCAAAAAUUGCAAGGACCUCAAGACCUCUUACUUCAUUAUGAUAUUUGCGUCUGUUCAUUUUGUUCUUGCACAUCUUCCUAACUUUAAUUCCAUUUCUGGAAUCUCACUCGCUGCAGCGGUCAUGUCUUUGAGCUACUCAACAAUUGCAUGGGCUGCAUCAGCACACAAAGGAGUUCAAGAAGGAGUUGAGUACGGUUACAAAGCCACCACAACACCCGGAACAGUCUUCAACUUCUUUAACGCCUUAGGUGACGUGGCUUUCGCCUACGCCGGACACAACGUGGUGCUUGAGAUCCAAGCAACUAUCCCUUCGUCACCGGAGAAGCCAUCGAAGGGCCCUAUGUGGCGGGGAGUGGUGGCAGCCUAUAUAGUUGUUGCUUUGUGCUACUUUCCUGUUGCUCUUGUUGGUUAUUGGAUGUUCGGAAAUACCGUUGAAGAUAACAUCCUUAUCUCUCUCGAAAAACCUACUUGGCUCAUUGUUGCUGCUAACUUGUUUGUUGUCAUCCAUGUCAUUGGAAGUUACCAGCUGUAUGCAAUGCCAGUAUUUGACAUGAUUGAAACCGUGCUGGUUAAACAAUUGAAUUUCAAGCCAAGUAGAAUGCUGCGAUUUAUUGUUCGCAAUGUUUAUGUUGCAUUUACAAUGUUUGUGGGCAUUACAUUCCCAUUCUUCGGUGCGCUCCUUGGAUUUUUUGGAGGAUUUGCAUUCGCUCCAACCACAUACUUUCUCCCGUGCAUUAUAUGGCUUGCAAUUUACAAACCUAAGAAGUUCAGCUUAUCCUGGUUCACCAACUGGAUUUGCAUUUUCCUUGGUAUCCUUCUGAUGACUCUAUCGCCAAUUGGUGGAUUGAGGAGUAUCAUACUCAAUGCAAAGACCUAUGGGUUUUACCAAUGAACAAUUAUGUCCCAAAAAUGAUUUUUCAGGUCUGAUCUAUUUAUUUUCGCUUUGUAAUUAAUUACGGUUUCUUUACGUCAAUCCUUGAAGUUGUGACGACCGAUAUUUGUAAGGUUUUAAUGAUCAUAUUGAAGGUUUUUAUUUUCCAA
This is a messenger RNA of Arachis stenosperma, 1688 nucleotides long. Its product is annotated as lysine histidine transporter 1-like. The record is from RefSeq and is a predicted model, not a curated record. Gene Ontology annotation, cellular component: plasma membrane. Bases 160 to 1539 code for a protein of 459 amino acids. The transcript is spliced from 8 exons. Lineage: Eukaryota; Viridiplantae; Streptophyta; Magnoliopsida; Fabales; Fabaceae.